AGAUCAGUUUGUCACCACCCAGGCUCCCUUGCCUUUGGCUGGGUGCAACUUCCAUUUUAGGUGUUGGAUCUGAGGGGGAAAAAAAAGAGAGAGGGAGAGAGAGAGAAAGAAGAGCAGGAAAGAUCCCGAAAGGAGGAAGAGGUGGCGAAAAAUCAACUGCCCUGCUGGAUUUGUCUUUCUCAGCACCUUGGCGAAGCCUUGGGUUUCUUUCUUAAAGGACUGAUUUUUAGAACUCCACAUUUGAGGUGUGUGGCUUUUGAAGAAAAUGUAUGUACUGACGGGAAAAGGAGGAUAAGCAAGUCGAAUUUUUGUCUUACGCUCUCUCCUUCCUGCUUCCUCCUUGCUGUGGUGGCUGGGAUGCUUCUUCCAUGAUUUUUUGAAUCUAGACUGGGCUGUUCUCUGUGUUAAACCAAUCAGUUGCGACCUUCUCUUAACAGUGUGAAGUGAGGGGGUCUCUCUCCCUCCUUCUCCUUCCUCUGUGAUUCACCUUCCUUUUUACCCUGCCCUGCGGCGGCUCCGCCCCUUACCUUCAUGGACGACUCAGAGGUGGAGUCGACCGCCAGCAUCUUGGCCUCUGUGAAGGAACAAGAGGCCCAGUUUGAGAAGCUGACCCGGGCGCUGGAGGAGGAACGGCGCCACGUCUCGGCGCAGCUGGAACGCGUCCGGGUCUCACCACAAGAUGCCAACCCACUCAUGGCCAACGGCACACUCACCCGCCGGCAUCAGAACGGCCGGUUUGUGGGCGAUGCUGACCUUGAAAGACAGAAAUUUUCAGAUUUGAAACUCAACGGACCCCAGGAUCACAGUCACCUUCUAUAUAGCACCAUCCCCAGGAUGCAGGAGCCGGGGCAGAUUGUGGAGACCUACACGGAGGAGGAUCCUGAGGGAGCCAUGUCUGUAGUCUCUGUGGAGACCUCAGAUGAUGGGACCACUCGGCGCACAGAGACCACGGUCAAGAAAGUAGUGAAGACUGUGACAACACGGACAGUACAGCCAGUCGCUAUGGGACCAGACGGGUUGCCUGUGGAUGCUUCAUCAGUUUCUAACAACUAUAUCCAGACUUUGGGUCGUGAUUUCCGCAAGAAUGGCAAUGGGGGACCUGGUCCCUAUGUGGGGCAAGCUGGCACUGCUACCCUUCCUAGGAACUUCCACUACCCUCCUGAUGGUUAUAGUCGCCACUAUGAAGAUGGUUAUCCAGGUGGCAGUGAUAACUAUGGCAGUCUGUCCCGGGUGACCCGCAUUGAGGAGCGGUAUAGGCCCAGCAUGGAAGGCUACCGGGCACCUAGUAGACAGGAUGUGUAUGGGCCCCAACCCCAGGUUCGGGUAGGUGGGAGCAGCGUGGAUCUGCAUCGCUUUCAUCCAGAGCCUUAUGGGCUAGAGGAUGACCAGCGUAGUAUGGGCUAUGAUGACCUGGAUUAUGGUAUGAUGUCUGAUUAUGGCACUGCCCGUCGGACUGGGACACCCUCUGACCCUCGUCGGCGCCUCAGGAGCUAUGAAGACAUGAUUGGUGAGGAGGUGCCAUCGGAUCAAUACUACUGGGCUCCUUUGGCCCAGCAUGAGCGAGGAAGUUUAGCAAGCUUGGAUAGCCUGCGCAAAGGAGGGCCUCCACCUCCUAAUUGGAGACAGCCAGAGCUGCCAGAGGUGAUCGCCAUGCUUGGAUUCCGCUUGGAUGCUGUCAAGUCCAAUGCAGCUGCAUACCUGCAACACUUAUGCUACCGCAAUGACAAGGUGAAGACUGACGUGCGGAAGCUCAAGGGCAUCCCAGUACUGGUGGGAUUGUUAGACCAUCCCAAAAAGGAAGUGCACCUUGGAGCCUGUGGAGCUCUCAAGAAUAUCUCUUUUGGACGUGACCAGGAUAACAAGAUUGCCAUAAAAAACUGUGAUGGUGUGCCUGCCCUUGUGCGAUUGCUUCGAAAGGCUCGUGAUAUGGACCUUACUGAAGUUAUUACCGGAACCCUGUGGAAUCUUUCAUCCCAUGACUCAAUCAAAAUGGAGAUUGUGGACCAUGCACUGCAUGCCUUGACAGAUGAAGUGAUCAUUCCUCAUUCUGGUUGGGAGCGGGAACCUAAUGAAGACUGUAAGCCACGCCACAUUGAGUGGGAAUCGGUGCUCACCAACACAGCUGGCUGCCUUAGGAAUGUAAGCUCAGAGAGGAGUGAAGCUCGCCGGAAACUUCGGGAAUGUGAUGGUUUAGUUGAUGCCCUCAUUUUCAUUGUUCAGGCUGAGAUUGGGCAGAAGGAUUCAGACAGCAAGCUUGUAGAGAACUGUGUUUGCCUUCUUCGGAACUUAUCAUAUCAAGUUCACCGGGAGAUCCCACAGGCAGAGCGUUACCAAGAGGCAGCUCCCAAUGUUGCCAACAAUACUGGGCCACAUGCUGCCAGUUGCUUUGGGGCCAAGAAGGGCAAAGAUGAGUGGUUCUCCAGAGGGAAAAAACCUAUAGAGGAUCCAGCAAACGAUACAGUGGAUUUCCCUAAAAGAACGAGUCCAGCUCGAGGCUAUGAGCUCUUAUUUCAGCCAGAGGUGGUUCGGAUAUACAUCUCACUUCUUAAGGAGAGCAAGACUCCUGCCAUCCUAGAAGCCUCAGCUGGAGCUAUCCAGAACUUGUGUGCUGGGCGCUGGACGUAUGGUCGAUACAUCCGCUCUGCUCUGCGUCAAGAGAAGGCUCUUUCUGCCAUAGCUGACCUCCUGACUAAUGAACAUGAACGGGUGGUGAAAGCUGCAUCUGGAGCACUGAGAAACCUGGCUGUGGAUGCUCGCAACAAAGAAUUAAUUGGUAAACAUGCUAUUCCUAACUUGGUAAAGAAUCUGCCAGGAGGACAGCAGAACUCCUCUUGGAAUUUCUCUGAGGACACUGUCAUCUCUAUUUUGAACACUAUCAACGAGGUUAUCGCUGAGAACUUGGAGGCUGCCAAAAAGCUUCGAGAGACACAGGGUAUUGAGAAGCUGGUGUUGAUCAACAAAUCAGGGAACCGCUCAGAAAAAGAAGUUCGAGCAGCAGCACUUGUAUUACAGACAAUCUGGGGAUAUAAGGAACUGCGGAAGCCACUGGAAAAAGAAGGAUGGAAGAAAUCAGACUUUCAGGUGAAUCUAAACAAUGCUUCCCGAAGCCAGAGCAGUCAUUCAUAUGAUGAUAGUACUCUCCCUCUCAUUGACCGGAACCAAAAAUCAGAUAAGAAACCUGAUCGGGAAGAAAUUCAGAUGAGCAAUAUGGGAUCAAACACAAAAUCACUAGAUAACAACUAUUCCACACCAAAUGAGAGAGGAGACCACAAUAGAACACUGGAUCGAUCGGGGGAUCUAGGCGACAUGGAGCCAUUGAAGGGAACAACACCCUUGAUGCAGGACGAGGGGCAGGAAUCUCUGGAGGAAGAGUUGGAUGUGUUGGUUUUGGAUGAUGAGGGGGGCCAAGUGUCUUACCCCUCCAUGCAGAAGAUUUAGCACCACUAUCUCCGUUCCAUCUGGGCUUAUAUGUACUUUUAUUUUUUGGUGGUGAAAUUGACUGAUGAUUUUCCUUUUUCUUCGCUGGACUAUUGUGCCAACUGCCAGGCUGCCUCCUGCCCUUACAGCCCUAAGUGGCUGCCUUCUUUCCAUCAACUCCCAACUUCUUCCUGUGAAGUUUAAUUGUCUCAACGCCUCCCCCUCCCCCAUUCCCUCCAUUUUUCUCCCAAGAAACCUGACUCAAUUAUUUGCAUAUUUUGAGAAACUGCUGCAGAUUAGUUCUUUUUGCCAGUUUUCCCUGGAACUCCUGGCCUUUUGUGGAGGGGAGGGAUGGAGAGAAUAGGAAUCUUCACUAGAAGCCGUGGGAAGAAUUGGAAGUUACAUGCUGUAUAUGCAAUGUCCAGCAGUCUGAUAAACUGACGAUUCUUAAUCAAGAUUUUUUUCCUGAUGGGGAAGGGACUUUUAUUUUCUUUUAGAGAGGGGAAAGUGUGAGCUCUUCCCUUAUUCCUAAUGGCUAUUUUUGAAGCAAAGAAGGCCAGCAACAUUGGCACAUGCCACCUGGCAAAGGACCCUUGAGUAAGUGAAGGUCUCCUAAAACUGGGAUUAAGAAACCUUGCUCUCCUCAUCUCCAAGGCAGGGACCAUCAAGAACCUACAGACUCCAUCUCUUCUGCAAGCCUCAUGCCAACCCUGGGCUAUUGCUGCUGCCCCUUAAACACAGGCUGUCCUUAACCCACCUCUCCUGCCCUGUGAUAUGUCUGCUGAGUUGGCCUGGCCAUUUCCAAGAGGCUGUAGAAAGGGGAGAAUGUCAAGGAAGACUUUUGGUAGAGAAGGAGCAGAAAGAUGUGUUUUUGGGAAGAAGAAGACCUCUAGGAGGAGCUAGUAGGAAUGUACAUGAAGCAAUUAGUCUGAAACUGGCUUCCCCACUCCCCCGUUUCUCCUUUUCCUAUCCUUAUAGGCCUGUCCCUUGCCUCUGCCCUGGAUUGGUUGGCAAACUAAAGGACUUGAUGUACAUAACUCCUGUCCCUUUUCCCUUACAAGGUGGGGAUUGCCCCUGGCUUUGCCUCUUCUUUGUGCCUUUGGCCUGGGGUGCAUCUCCUCCCGCCCUUCCAUGUGCCUUUCUUUGCCUCUGCAGUCUCAUUUCUCAUAAUUUUGCAAAUUAUAUUUUGUUGCUUUCUUACCUACUAUUGGCCCUAAAUAGCAGAAAGAAGAGAAGUGACCGAGAGAACCUCAGAUUCUUCAUUGAGGAUUGGUAUAGCCAUGAUUUCAGUCAUAGCAAGCUUUUGCUCAACAGCAUAUGGGUGGGAUUUUGCAAAAAUCCUAUUCUGAUGAAUCUCAAAGUAAGGCUGGUAAGAGAAGUGAGUGGUGUGACUCUUACUCCUUAGGUGCCCAGAAUUUACCAUCAUCUCUGAAGGAGUUACAGGGAAGUGGUCUCCCCAAUUCUCCCCUCCCUCCAGUAUUGCCCCCUCUCACUUUAGCAUAUAUUAAUUAGCAGGUUGGGCUAGAGAAAUCAGCUGCUAUGCGGGUUGAUUAUUAUUAUUAUUUCUAAUCCUUUUCCUUAUUUGCCUUCUACUCCCCUUAAUCUAAUCUAAAAGCUCUGUUCCAUGCAACUGGAGUUCCUUAUCCCUCUCUUCCCCUUCCCUUAUAUAUUGAGGCUAUGGGGUAGGAGAAAAGUGCACAACCCACCACCCCCUUUACUCGUGCAUUAAAAUUUCUUAUUUACCCUUUUCCCCCUUCCCAUUUCUUCCCACUUUCAUCUACCUUUUCUGGCAAAAAGGAGCCUUUUGCUCUCUGUGACCCUAAGAGCACACUGCACAGGGAAAAUUGCCCCAUCCAGACCUGGCUCCACUCUUGAUCUCUCUUGUCCUCUUCUGCUCUUUUCCUGGUGCUCUUUUUUCUCGGUGGGGUGUGGGUAAUAGAACAGCCGUGGGCUUUUGGGGACCUUUAACUUUUUUUUCUCUCUUUUGUUUAUAAAAAACACUAAACAUUCAAUUCCAGAGAACCAAAAAUCCCACCUUCCCACCGAACACUACUAAGGGGCUUGUGUUCUGCUCCAUACCUUUUCUCUUUUCUUUCUGUCUUGUUAAUGCUUUUAAAAACAAAUGAGUUUUUUAUAUAAAUAAAGUUUUUAAAGUGUGUAUGUGGGGGGUCUGUGUCAUUUCUUCACUUCAAGCUGUUAUUUCUUCCCUGCUUUGCAUCUUUGUUACUUCCUUAUGUAUCAGUGUCCUUUCCAGAGCAACCAGAAGGAGGUUAUACCAGGAUUUAUUUUGAGCUCAGCCCCAACUCUUUAUCAAGCAACAUUCUUGUUAACUAUAUGUGAAACAUUUUUUCUUCUGAAGAUUCUUAAAAAUUGAAUGUGGCUGAAGUUGAACAUGGGAGCUUAUUGCUAAUUUAGAGAUAGGAAACUGAAGCAUAAAGAAUUAAUGACUUACUUUAAUUACUGGAAUUCUUCUGCAACAUUUGACAAAACUAACCUUGAAUAAGGCCCACUGUAAUACGUAGCUCUCUUAAAUAUAACACUUAGGACUAGAAGAUUAGAAACUACCAAUCCCAACUACGUAAUAGGAAAAUGUAGGAUCAAAAGGCCCAUGUAUAUAAGUACUGACCACUGGGCCAUAAUGUUGCUUCUCAGGCUAUAUGCAGUCCUUUAGUCAGAAGUCAAUAGGCCUAUUUAUUAAUAUUUUACAGACCAUAUUACCUGGAUUACCAGGGACUAUCUUUGCUGCAGAGAUCAAGGGUUAAGAUCUAUGGGAAGAUACUUAUUUUUCUGAGGUCCUUAUGUCCUGUCAUAUAAUUAAAGACUCAAGAGAAUUUAUGUGAAAUGCUUUCUGUAUGCCCAAAUCUUUAGAUUAAAAUUAUAUAGCUGCUCCUGAUGAUGGUCCUGUCUUGUUUUAUUGAACUAGGACUUGGGUAUGAAAACUUUCAUGGGCUAGUGAGACCAGGAAAUCAACUAGCUUUUAAAGCUUGAUUUGUGUCUAACAAUUGUAGUGUUAGAUUAGAGGUUGAAGUACAAAGCCAAAAAGCUAUUAAGAGUUUACUUUCCAAAGAGUUUUGAUAGCCCUGCUUGAGAUGAUUUUUAUCUAAAUAGAAAAGCCUGGCUGCUUGUCAGCAACACUUUAUUUCCCUGUUAUGUUCUUAUCCUUUGGCAUUGAGCUAGAUACAAACCCUACUCUUCUCUCUUCCUUCUGGAUUGGUCCAUUUGUUUAUCUCAUUCAAUAAAUAUUUGCCAAGCA
Messenger RNA from Homo sapiens (human), 6670 nucleotides. It is a transcript of the gene CTNND1, whose product is annotated as catenin delta 1. The transcript is spliced from 21 exons. Lineage: Eukaryota; Metazoa; Chordata; Mammalia; Primates; Hominidae. Gene Ontology annotation, biological process: cell-cell adhesion. The record is from RefSeq and is marked reviewed. Gene Ontology annotation, molecular function: cadherin binding. The coding region runs from base 532 to 3438 and encodes 968 amino acids. Gene Ontology annotation, cellular component: cytoplasm; anchoring junction; nucleus.